Molecule: messenger RNA, 1227 nt
Organism: Rubroshorea leprosula
Lineage: Eukaryota; Viridiplantae; Streptophyta; Magnoliopsida; Malvales; Dipterocarpaceae
Source: the annotation of a GenBank genome assembly
GAAAAAUGCUAUCGGAUCGAAUGCUGGCUUGCCAUUGUAUCUAAACAGCAAAAUUGGAGCUAAUCUAAACUCUUGCUGCUAAAGCGUCAUCUUCUUCCUCGUGAGUCUUCCGGUACAUAAACUAAACUAUUCGCAAAGAGCAAAGUUUGUGCCGUGCGUGUUAAAAUAGGAGAUCAUGUCUUUAGCAGUUGUUGGUGUGGCCAUUGUCACUGCUGUUGGGAAGGUCGAGACGUGGAUUGUUACUGCUUUUGACAAGGCCAAGGAGUGGGUUGUUGCCACUAUUGUUCCAGCUGUUGUUGCUGUUGUUGGUAAGGCCAAGGGGUGGGUACUUGCUGCUAUUGGCAAGGCCAAAGAGUGGAUUGUUGCUACCAUUGGCAAGGCCAAGGAGAGUGCAAGACAUUACAAAGGUGGCCUCUAUGUGUUUCUUACAUGCAUUGUUGCGGUUGUUGAUGGCUUACUCUUUGGCUACAACAUUGGAAAUUCAGGUCAGAUUAUGCUUGGCUCUGGAACUGGAUUCGAGGAACAUGUUGUUCCACUUUAUUUGUCGGAAAUGUCACCUAUUCAUCUCCAAGGAAUCAUCAAGAGUGUAUUCAAAUUAGCUAUUAAGUUGGGCGCUUUUAUAGCUAAUGUGGUUAAUUAUAGAACAAAAAAGUUGGAUUAUUCAAGAUGGAAGAUCUCUCUUGGCCUCACAGGAGUAUUGGCACUUUUUGUGACAAUGGGAGCAAUUCUUCUUCCCAAGACAUCUAAAGGCUUAAUUGAGCAAGGAAAAAGGGAGAAAGGCAGAAGAAUCCUUGCCAAAAUCAGAGGAAUUGAUGAUGUUAACAUAGAGUUUGAGGACAUGAUACAUGUUAGUGAUUUGGCUAACUCUAUUGAGCAUCCAUUUACGAAAAUGCUUGAGAGAAGAAACAUACCAAUAUUGGUAAUGGCCAUCUUCAUGCCAGCAUUCAAAAUCCUAAUGGUCAUGAGUUUCAUUCUCUUCUAUACUCCAGUGUUCUUUCAAAGCAUAGGGUUUGGAGAAAAUGCCUCGCUUUAUUGCUCAGUUGACAUAGUAGCCGUUAUGGUUGUAUCUAUCUUUAUAUCCAUUGCCAUAGUAGAUCGAUUGGGGUGAAGAGUUUUACUCAUCAGUGGUGGAAUUCAAAUUAUUCUAUGUCAGGUAAGAUAUUUAGUAUUAAUUUGCAAAUGCAUAAAAUAAGAAUAAGAUACUCAUAAUGAAAUUUUUGAAAAUUU